This is a messenger RNA of Cyprinodon tularosa, 7779 nucleotides long. RefSeq names its product RAB11 family interacting protein 3 (class II) (gene rab11fip3). Bases 1038 to 4298 code for a protein of 1086 amino acids. NCBI's taxonomy places the organism in Eukaryota, Metazoa, Chordata, Actinopteri, Cyprinodontiformes, Cyprinodontidae. Gene Ontology annotation, biological process: endocytic recycling; regulation of cytokinesis. Gene Ontology annotation, cellular component: recycling endosome membrane; midbody; cleavage furrow. The record is from RefSeq and is a predicted model, not a curated record. The transcript is spliced from 14 exons. Gene Ontology annotation, molecular function: calcium ion binding.
GGAGGAGGAGGAUGGGACGCUGCUGAUGCUGAUGCGAGAGCUCUCGGUGUCUGUGAUCAACAUCGACCGAGCGAACCUCCUAUAAUUCAGCCAUUUGGUCUUAUUUGAACUGCCCACUGGUUCGGUUUAUGUCUAACUAAACGAGAAGCGGCGAUACGGAGAACGACGCUGGAAUUAAAGGGAGGAAAUAACGGUUUCUACUCGUCACUCUUCUCCUGGCCUGUGACUGACACAGGUGGACUGACGCUGCGAGGGAGGAAAAAAAAAGAGAAACGAAAUGAAGACAUAAAAUUGGACUAUAAGUCUCGGAUUAACCUGAUACCGAACGGACAAAACCAACAUUUUUUUUUUCUCAUACGGGUUUAAAAGGCUGAACUCUUUAUCGUGUCAGUUGGCUAGUGAGCUAAUUCUGUAGCUAGCCGGCUAACAGCUGCCUCGACCGACGGCCGGAAGGUAGAUGCUGGAAGGAGGAGUUAGCAUUUAGCAGCCCUCUUUAGAUCCUAUUGACCAAACACAGCUUCAGCCUACAUUUAGAUUAGAUUUAAACCCAACAGCUGGAGCUCGUUACGGCUUUAAUUAACAGCUUUUUACGUGGAUUCUUCUGUCGGCUUCAUAGCUAAUGUUGACAAACACCCGCAGCUGAGGUUAUUUACUCAUUCAGAGGUGGAUGGUUCCCAUGUUUUAGGUGGUUUAACAGUGAAAGUUUGCUGAAAUUGGAUGUGCUGAGUCUGACACCCAGCAGCGAACCUGCCAUGACAGAAAAACACAUUGUGAGUCAAAUGCCACCAUUGUUAACUUAAAAUCCACUGAACGUGUCUUCUGUUUUAAGGUGACAUUGUAGAUUUGUUGGUUUAUACUACUUGUUUAUAUCAAAACCACUGAUAUUAAUGUUUUAUUUGGGAUAUUCUGUUCUUUUGAUGGCGUAAAGAGAUUUCUGAUAUUUACUAGAAAUGCAAAGUCCCAAAUAACAUCAUGGCAGUGAAGCUAAAAAGCUGUUUCCUAACCACUGCAGUCAGAUAAGUUUCUGGGCGGUGUUCAUGGAGCCAACAGUUGUAUCUGGCCCUCUGGGGCACACUCAGUGGGAGCCAGAGCAGCCAUUUCCUCUGGGAUUUCAAACAGGGAAUUCAGACAGUGGAGGUGUGCUUAGUCCGAGCGAGACUGGUCAGGUGGGUUUGGACUUCAGGAAAGGAGCUCAGGAUGAAACUCUCCAGAAAUGUGUGGAAAAUCCUGCUGCACUGGAAGACCUCUUCCAAGUCUCUGCCUUUUCUUGUGAGAAUUUAAAGUUUGAAGGACAGCCUAGCAUUUCCCAAACUAACUCCUACUUGCAAGGUUUGACUUUCAAAGAAAAUUUUGAAGGACUGGAUGAAAUUACUGACAGUACUUUGUCAUGGCUCUUCUCUCCAGCUUUGGCUGAUGUAAUAGAGAAAAGCUCUGCUAGUAAAGAAUUGACUUUAGAACCAGAGUCCCCUGCUGAGAACUCUGAUGCGCCCAAUGAUCAGGGUGACCUAAUAAGCCUCAGUGCAUCAACCUCUCCUCUAAAUAUCUCAAGGAGGAAUUCUGAAUCUAAUGAAGGAGAUCAAUUUCUGCUGGUUGAUCUUUCGGAUGUACUUUCCGGUCUCUCUCAGGAUUCCUCAAAUGAGCUAAACCCCCAGGUUGUUGCACACGAGCUGCCUGAAGUGCAGCAGGCAGAUCUCCCUCCCUCACAGAGCAGGAAGACUUUAUCACCUGAAACCAGAGACAAAGGUUUAUUCCCUGAUCAAGUGACUGAUCUGCCUAUAACCUGCAGCGCUGCUGAGCGAGGUUUAUCUGAGAACUGCCAUGCGCCUGAUCACAUCAGCAAACCUUCGGAGGGUUUUGGAGGACCUGUGCCUUUGUUGGAUUUAGAGGUGCCAGAUUUUGACGGCAGCCUGUGCCCUGCCACCCCUUCCUCUGUUGUCUCACCUGAUUUACCAAAUGUAUUGACUGGCGUUUCAGCAGAAGCUCCUGUUUUUGGACCUAGUCCGUCAGAAGAGCAAACUCAAAAUGAGUCGCGUGCUUUGGGUUUGUUGGAUGGACCCUCUUUCCUGACACUGCCUGUGGAUGAGGAUGCCUGCGUUCCCAAUGAUCUCGCCAGUGAGAGUCAAUCUGUGGAAAACGUUUCUCUGGAUUUGAUGGAAAACCAAAAUUUCUUUGAUGCUAAAACUCAGUCAGACCAGAAGGAAAUGGCUUUGGAUCUGUGCUUGACUGGAGAAGAGGUUCAAGAAGACUUAUGCAACUUCCAACAGCAGGAGGCUGUGAAGGGAGAUACCAUUCUCAGUACAAGAGCAGAGGAGAGGCUGGUGGACACAAACCCGCCUGAGCUUUCAGAGCCAAAUCAGGUGGCGUCUUUUAAACCGCCAGUUCAGGACAUAAACAGUUCUUCUCCAGAGGCUGGGUGGAUGAGCAAACAGACUGUGGAGAAGAUCCCUCCCUCUGAGAUGGUGAGAGAUGACUCACUACCAGUGGUCCCAGCUGUUAAUACGAGACAAGAAGACGCUUCUCCGCUGAAAGCUGUGUUCGACGCCUUAGACCAAGAUGGAGACGGCUUUGUUCGUAUUGAGGAGUUUAUGGAGUUUGCGGCCGCCUAUGGGGCGGAUCAGGUGAAGGAUCUAACAAAGUUUUUGGAUCCCAGUGGUCUUGGAGUCAUCAGUUUUGAAGACUUCCACCGAGGAAUCACUGCUAUUAGUAAUGGAGGCCCAGAACCACCGCUCUACAGCUACACUCCAGGGGACGGAGCCGUGGGCUGUCCGGAGGAGUACGACGAGCAAAAUGAGGUAACAGACAGCGCAUACCUGGGCUCAGAGAGCACAUACAGCGAGUGUGAAACCUUCACCGAUGAAGACACGGGGGCUCUUGUUCCUCCUGAGAUGCACGAGGAGGUGGAGACGGACAGCGGCAUCGAAGCCACGCUGCAUGAUCCUGAGGAUGGUGGCAGCAGGUUUUCCCUGAACUCGGAGCUCCACAGCCACUCAGUGACGGUCAUCAGUGGAGAGGAGGAACACUUUGAGGACUUUGGGGAGAGCAACACAUCAGAGCUUCUGCUGGAAAGCAGUGUGGAAGGCUCCAUGGUAGAGGGGGACUCCUCUCUCUCCCAGCCGCCGGAGCAGAGCAAUGGCUCGGCUGUCGUUUCUCCCAGCGCACCCGCUUCUCUCCCUGACUGCUUUCAGAGCUUCCUCAGGGAGGAGGCUCUGGACUUUUUCUGUAGCCAGUGUCACAAACAAAUAAGUCGUCUCGAAGACCUCUCCACUCGCCUCAAUUUCCUAGAGAUGACUAGUGCCGGCAAGAGGCUUUCCAGCAAGAAGGUGGCGAGGCAUCUGCUCCAAAACAGCUCAAUGACUCUGGACACCAUGAGUGACUUAACACGGGACAUCCUGGAGCUCGCUGAUAAUGACAUCACAGACAAAGUCCUGCUCCUGGAGCGCCGAGUAGCCGAGCUGGAGAAGGAGUCUGAGGCUUCGGGAGAGCAGCAUGCUCGGCUGCGUCAGGAGAAUCUCCAGCUGGUGCAUCGGGCCAACGCCCUGGAAGAGCAGCUGAAAGAGCAGGAGCUCCAAGCUGAUGAGGAGCUGCAGCAGGAGACCCGACGUCACAAGGAGUCCUUGAACAAGCUGGAGAGGGAGAAGGGGCUGGAGCUGGAAAACCUCCAGGCCAGGCUCCAACAGCUGGAUGAUGAGAACAGCGAACUGAGGUCGUGUGUCCCUUGUCUUCGAGCAAACAUCGAGAGAUUAGAGGAGGAGAAAAGAAAACUCCAGGAUGAGGUGGAAACGAUGUCUGACAGAUUGGAUGAGGAGACCGAAUCUCGCAGGAAGAUGGCUGACAAGCUGAGUCACGAGCGUCAUCAAAACCAGAAGGAGAAGGAGAGCACUCAGGAGCUUAUAGAAGACCUGAGGAAGCAGCUUGAGCAUCUUCAGCUGUACAAGCUGGAGGCGGAGGCGAAGCGAGGUCGAUCCCUCAGCGCCGGGCUGCAGGAGUAUCAGACCCGAACCCGUGAAGCAGAGCUGGAACAGGAGAUCAAACGACUCAAACAGGACAACCGAACUCUGAAAGAGCAGAAUGAUGAAUUGAACGGGCAAAUCAUCAACCUGAGCAUCCAGGGAGCCAAGAAUUUGAUGUCUGCCUCCUUCUCAGAUUCCCUGGCAGCUGAGAUUAACUCUGUGUCUCGAGCAGAGUUAAUGGAGGCUGUUCACAAGCAAGAAGAGAUCAACUAUCGACUCCAGGAUUACAUCGACAAGAUUAUUGUGGCCAUCAUGGAGUCCAACCCAUCUAUCCUGGAGGUCAAAUAGAUGGCAUACAGCCUGAGGAGGUGCCACUGGCUCCGUCUCACAGGCUGUAAACAUAUUUAUAAUAAAGACCUGGCAAGAGGGAAAAGGAGGACGGGAUGUAAAAAGUAAUUUAUUUGGACUUCUUUGCAACGCUCACAACUCCAAGGAGAAAGACUGAGAAGUAAAAAAAACCGUCAGUAAAAUAAAGAAUAAGCUUGUUUUUCAUGUUUCUGUUCAGUUUGUAUGUUGGCCUACUGAGAUCCCUUGGGUUCUGGUGACUUCCAUGAAUCUGGCUAGAGGAACCCAAGUCCCCCCCCCCCCAUUGUGUGGAUACAUGUGAAAAUAUAAGAAGUUGUUCUCAUUUUUCCUCCAGUUUCUGCAAUCAGCUUUGAUUUGAGCUUAAAAACAUCAGCUAGUUCUACCAAAAGGCCUUAAGAGUUUUUUUUGAAGUAUUUCACUUUACAAAAUGCUCGAUAUGUGACCCAGUCAAAGGCCACCAGAACCAGGUGGAAUCGUGUUUGAAUCACAAGCCGCAUGAAGCGCUGGUUUUUUUGUUAAAAAAAACUGUUUAUCUUGAACGUUUUCAGAGCUUGACUUGCUGCCUACACGGCCCUCUGCGUGCUCUGUGCUUUCCACCAGGCUCGGCUGUCAUUCCAACCUAAGUGAGGGACGUUUCUCCCUGCUUCCAGAUGAGAAAUUCCUGCAGGGUUUUGUGUGUGUGUGUUGGGAGUGUUUGACAUUCCCUUGCUUUUUCUAUGUUUGUGUGAAUCAGAAAGGCAACACUAAAAUGGGACUAAAAAUAUAAAGCAAUCAUUCUUGUAGGAUGUUGGGUUAUUUUGCAAUGAAACAGGGUCCUGGGUUUCACGUGGGCUGGAAAAACACUAAAUGUUUUUAACAUUGAGGGAAUCUACUCAGAUUCUUUAGGUAAGGUUAAGAUAAGUCUACAGUAGUCCUCAUUCUGGGAUAGUUUUUCAUUUUAGUAAAAAGUUGCUCCAAGAAGCUAAAUUCUAACGGCUAUCUGAGGGUUCAUGGUUCAGAUGAACUGUCUCAUAUAAAACUAAAACGAUGCAAGAAACUUUAAAUCUAUAUAAACUGCCUUACUUGGAUAUCUUGUAUUUGAGCUUUGCAACAGUUCCCUGCAGGAAGAUCAUUGGCGAUACACUUAUGAGCUUCCCUGCAUGGCGGUGUAGCUUCUAAGACUAACUGAUCUGGAUUUACACUUAUGCAGUUACUCUUCGGUAGGUAAGAUAUGAGCUGCUCAUGUUCAUGUCUUACAUGAGCAACAGAACCUCAAACUUGUUAAUUCUGAGCUAUUCCUUAAAAGAAAAGCCCACUUGAUCCCAGUGUUAUCUUGCUGAGUAUAACAGGGAAUUGAGUUUUUUUUUUUUUUUCCUGCAAAAAUGAUUUAGUUAUUGCAACUAUAAAAUGCCGGCAUUUGAUAAGUUGUAUGUGAAGAAUUUAUUGAUUGUAUUUUGCACUAUAUGUGUUUUUUUUUUGGUUUGAAUUAGACGUGUUAUGAAGACUAAAGAGAAACUGGGAAACAUUUUACAGCCUGUGGAAUCUGGAGGCUGUUUGAGCGGGAGAAAAAAAAAAAAACAUCACACUACGAUGACGCCAUUUUUAAUCAAACAUAUCCAGAUGAUUCUACAACCAUCUCUAAAAGUUAUCUUACUGGGAUCAUUUAGCUAGCUUAGAUAUGGAAGACGUUUUUGUAGCAAUAACGCUGAGUAAGAAAUCAUUUCAACGGGUCUGCAUUUUCCUCUGCUGGUUGAGGAAGACGUCGCGCACCAUGGACAUUUUUUGGACUAACUGGUACUGUGCAAACAUCUUGUCUGGACACUAAUACCUACCUGCAUGUCAGGAAUUUGUCCUGGCAUCUUGAAGGAUUUAUAUCAUGACCUUUGACACCAUUUUUUUCUUGGAUACUUUUCUUUUUUUUCUCACUGUUCGCCUCUUUCUCACUGCUCUUCACUUGCCACUCCAUGGAGGAGAAAAAUGGCCUUUGAUGUAAAUGACUUGUAAAAUGUUUUUUUUUUCUACACUCAUUCUAGAUUCUAGGUAUUUUUAUAGUCACAGCAGAGGAAAAAUUAUUUCUUUAGUCUUACACAGAGAAACAUUUGCCUGUGCUCUUUAGCAUGUAGCGUGUACAGUAUCUAAGAGGUUUUCAUUUUACACGCAGAUAUUUAUUCGACAGCUCACACUGACCUGUUCUGCUGAAAAUGUUUGUGCAUUAUUGAAAUCACCCGAGAUUUGUUGACACUGAUCAGAUCUGUGGGGGAAAUUAUUCUUAACGUUUAUCUAAGAAUUGUGUGCACAAAGCUUGACUGAGUGGCACAGGAUGUCAGAUUAAGAUAUGUUCUCUUCCAUGAUGCGGAUGUUGCUUUGACCCGAUCUAGCCUUGUGAUGCCAAUAAUGCUGAGUCGGCUUUUUCUUUCUUUUUUUUCUGUCCCCAUUGUCUUCCCAGAUGAGGUCAGGUACUGCAUGGUUACAGAUUUCUUGUUGUACAUUUCUGAUCAACAUGUUAGACUUAGCGGGCAGUUUCACUCACUAGAACCGGCACUGUUUGAGAUCUGGAACCUCAUGUUGAUUAGAUUACAUCUUAAUACUUGCAGACUUUUAUUAGAACAAAAAAGAGCUUUCAAAUGUCUUAAUUCCUCCUUUUUUAUAAGCAAAAGUAUGAUAUAGACACAAGAAGGCUGUAUUAUGCCAAAUCAGAUGCGUUCUUCAGCUUGGCAUCCUGAUUUAAAGAUGACCAAAGACUGAUUCUCUGCUGGAAACUAUUCUGAUAGCAGGGCCGGUCCGAUGCCAUCUAUGGUUUUAAACAGAGUUUGAUAUUUGGGCCCUCAAAAUACAGUCGCUGCUAGAGUAAUUUACAAGUUGGCCUAUUGAACCAAAAAAAUAUUGAUCUCAGAAAGGUCUCUGCAGUGUGACUGCACUGAUUCAGGACCAGGUUUUAGUGCAAGUCUCACUUUUACAAGCUAAAUGCUCUUACACCCCCUGUUGGUUUUGAGAGUCUAAGCUGUCGCUGUUUGCUUCUGGCUCUCUGGCUGUUGUCUAUACACUGUUUCUCAAACUUUAAUAAUGAGCCCUGGAUAAAGUCUGUUGGUUUUUGAAUUAUACAAUAACGGCUGUAAAUAUAAACUUUAUUUUUAGGUGGGACUUCUUUCUUUUUUCUGUCUCCCUCAGACACUCUUCCAAUGUCCAAAGAAAGUUUGCUGAAGGAAUCCCCACUGGAAUAGUGCACAGUGUAACAUUGUGUAACAUGGGAAGUUGGAAAGAAAUACUGUAGAAAAGAGAAUCUGUAAGAAGUAAAUUUAUUCCUAUUUUCAGAGAUAAAUGUAUAAAUUAUAACAGUAUUGGGUACAUCUGUAUAAUAUUUUUGGAGGUCCCUAAAAUGAUUAGCUCCUAACUGUUUCUGGGGAAAUGUCAUUUAUUGUAAAAAGAGAAAAUUUUAAGGUAAGAAGUGGAAGUAAGAAUAGAAUAAAUAAAUGGAAUAAAAGAA